Molecule: messenger RNA, 1703 nt
Organism: Fomitiporia mediterranea MF3/22
Lineage: Eukaryota; Fungi; Basidiomycota; Agaricomycetes; Hymenochaetales; Hymenochaetaceae
Product: CoA-transferase family III
Exons: 8
Coding region: 33-1238 (401 amino acids)
Molecular function (GO): catalytic activity
Source: RefSeq, a predicted model, not a curated record
UCGCUUUCUCUCAGGCGACGACAACGCAGGUCAUGUCAAAAGCACCGUUAGCAGGCAUUAAAGUCGUUGAGUUUGCAGGUCUCGCGCCUGGUCCAUUCGCAGGCCUUGUCCUCGCCGACUACGGUGCCUCAGUCAUCCGUAUCGAUCGCACUAGCAGUACCUUGCCUCACGACGUCCUCAACCGUGGAAAGCGCUCAAUAGCCAUCGACGCCAAGGUUCCUGCUGGCAAAGAACUCCUCCUAGAGCUCAUCUCACGCGCAGACGUACUCAUUGAUCCAUUCCGACCAGGUGUCCUUGAGAAAUUGGAACUUGGUCCAGAUGUAUUCUUGAACGAAGAGAUUGGACUGAACAAGAAGCUUAUUUACGCAAGGAUUCAUGGAUUCACGAGAAAUGGUCCGUAUAGGGAUGUGGCUGGCCACGACAUCAACUAUAUCGCUCUCAGUGGCGCUCUUUCUAUGCUUCCAGGAACCCCCGAAAAACCGGCCUUCCCUGUAAAUUUACUCGCAGACUUCGCAGGCGGCGGCCUAACCUGCGCACUCGGCAUCCUCCUCGCCCUCCAAUCCCGCAACACAACAGGAAAAGGCCAAAUAGUCGAAACAGACAUGGUCUCCGGUUCACGAUACGUCUCAUCAUUCCCUCUCCUCCACUCCCUCAUUCCCAAUGACCUUAACUUCGGGAAUCCAAACGAUAACGCUAAAGAGAAUUGGAAGAAUGGAAGAGGAACGAAGAUAUUGGAUGGCGGUGCACCAUAUUAUAAUGUGUAUACGUGUGCGGAUGGGAGGUGGAUGACUGUUGGGUGUCUUGAGGCGCAAUUCUUCCGGGUUUUUAUUGAAAAGUUCGUGGAUGCGCUCCCUCAGAGUUACUUGAAGGAACAAGGAGAUUGGAGGCCCACGAUGGAGAUGCUGACUAACGAAGAGCACUGGCCACGUUUUCGUGCCUUUCUCGAUGGAGGAUUCAGGACGAAGACGCGUGAUGAAUGGGCGAGUGUGUUUCACGGGUCCGAUGCAUGCGCAGUCCCAGUAUUGUCACCAGAAGAAGCAGCGAAAGCAGCAGGCUCUCCCAUACCCGCACCUCACCCUAUUCUAUCCGAAUCUCAGCCAGCCCCACCGAAAGAAUUCACGUUAUUGAAGCCAGGACAGCAUACCGAGGAAAUCCUGAACGAGUUAGGUAUUUCCGGUACAACAUUGGCUGAAUUGGUUCGUUCUGGAGCAAUUGGGAAGCCUACGUCUAAAUUGUAAGGUUUUUAUAAGUUGAUGAGAUGAUGAGAUGUAGUCGGAUGAUCAAAUUUUGUCGUAUUUUUUUCUGGAUGUAGUCCUUUCGAAUGAACUGUCAUACUUCAACAGUAUGCUGUACUUGGAUUAGAGUAAUCCCUUCCUCCCUUCUCUCGGAUACUCGAGCCCUCCGAUUCAUCGAAAGAGUACGAUGUAGACGUAGUAAAUCAGAACGCAAACCGUCGAAUGCUCUAUUGACUCACGCCAUGCUACUGAGGGAACAAUGACAUACAACUUGAAGGAGGAUCCCAAUACUUACAAUGCAAUACUCACGUUUCAGUUAGCCCACAAGUAUAUUUGCAGGAAGUUGAUCGACAUUACAUGCUAGAAUGAUUUGCCUGCAUGACCACUUUCCGUUACCAUGACAUGCUAGUCGAGGAAAUACAACCUGAUAGAUAAGAAGAUACAACACAAUUAAUACAUUAAAUCUGC